This is a messenger RNA of Komagataella phaffii GS115, 2124 nucleotides long. RefSeq names its product Protein involved in regulation of mitochondrial expression of subunits 6 (Atp6p) and 8 (Atp8p). Bases 1 to 2124 code for a protein of 707 amino acids. NCBI's taxonomy places the organism in Eukaryota, Fungi, Ascomycota, Pichiomycetes, Pichiales, Pichiaceae. The record is from RefSeq and is a predicted model, not a curated record. The transcript has a single exon. Gene Ontology annotation, cellular component: mitochondrial outer membrane.
AUGAUCAGGAGUAGCAUCAGUGAUGCUGUUCAAAUUAAUUUGAACAGUUUGAGUGCUUACACCAAUCCGGUAUUGGCGCAGGUUAAUUCGUUGGAUAUCAAUGGUCCUGAGUCUGAUAACUUGCAGAUCCCUUCAAGAAUAUUAACUCAGCUUGCUAUUAUUCAAAAGUCUUUCAGCGAAGUUUAUUCUUUGGCUGAUCCUCUGAAGAUACACCAGGUGAACCUUCAAAACAAAGACAAAACCGCAGAGUCUGUGGUCAAUAUCGGUUCGGUCUCAUUUGCCAAAAUUGCUACCAUUCUCGAGCCAUUCCAAAAUGGGUCGAUCUAUGAAUCAAUAGUAGCCACUGAAGAAUACUCUGACCUUAGCGCAAAAUUGAAGAAUGAGGUGGACGUUAUUGGUAGAUUGGAGGACUUGAUAAUUGUUUAUCUCACUCUAAUCCUGACUCUUCUUGUAAGUGAUACCUUACUAGGUCGUACCAUGCCUCUGUACGAUGACAUUGAGUAUUACGACGAUAACCUUUCUUCCAACUAUAAAAUCGCUGCAAUUUUUUGUCAAUCAUUACCUGAAAGAACUUGGAGUUAUACAAGAUUUCUGUACGACGAAGUUGCCAAGAGAGUUGAAAGUUAUGACGAGUUGCAAGUUGCGAUCCCUACCUGGUUGCCUCCGGUUGUUCAACCAUGGUAUAGACAGAUUGCCAAAUGGACCUUUAUGAUUCUGCAAACCAUGAAAUCAAGUAUCAAGACAAUUGAAUCUCCUAGUGUUUUCCUCUUGAAUGUAGCUUCCAAUUCAAUAUUGUCCGUUGGUUUACCCAAGAAAUCAUUAUAUUAUAGUACCAAAGAUAUUCUUCGAUACACCAAGAUUAUUUUGGAAGCUCCGCUUUUGUCCUUGAAAGAAGAGCUUUAUUCGAAAAGGAAGGCGUUGGUAGACUUACGAAAGGAAAAUGCUCAGAAAUUGGGAUACCUCUCGACUCUGACUCCACAAAUCCCUUCUCUUACGGUGCAAUUAGAAGACGAUGAGUUGCUAGAUACCCAGUUGAGAAAUCUUGUCAAAGGGUCGGGCGAGUCUAUUAACCAUCUAUUAAACAUAUUUUUGUAUGGCGAACGGAACAACGGACCUUCUCCUCUGUUGCAAGACCUGUAUAGUCUUUCUUCCAAGCUUUUGCCGGAUUGCGAUCAUAACAUUAGAGACAUCAAGAGACUUAACGGAAGACCCAAGUUUAUCAUUAGAUAUUGGAUUCCUUUAUUAUUGCUGGUCUUAUAUGUUCCCUCGACAUCAAUGAACAUUAUACACAAUCGAAGGUUGAUAGCUAAAUGGAUCCAGACCAAUCUAGUUGACACGGUCGUUGGAUUUUGGAACAAUUGGAUACUCAGUCCAUUGAAUAACAUUUUGGCUACAGUUAAACAUGAUGAUAAUUCCCGAAUCGCCAUCACUACACAAGCUUCUUUAGAUGCUGAUUUAGAUUCUCUUGAAAGGAUGGUCAUUGAUUACGCUUUGGAAAAAUCGAAGCUUCCUCCUGGAACGUCUCUUACUACGUACAGAGAGAACUUAUCAGAGAUGGUCAAGAAGGGAGACUUGACCCCUAUAAUGAGAGAUUAUGAAAGUGAACUCAAGUCUCCAUUCAAGGGGAUUGUUAUGGGAGACCUGGUCCGUAAUCUCCUAAUUCAGAUUCAAAAAACAAAGGUCGAUGGUGCCACUGCAAUGAAUGGAAUUGACAAAUUACUGAAAUCUCAAGAACUUGUAUUUGGAGUAGUUGCAGCCUCUCCCAGUAUUCUUAUUGUAUAUUGGUUAGUUGGUCUCAUCAAUAGCUAUGCCAGAACUGGAUAUUUGCAUAAGCUAAAUGUGAGCAAGAGAACAGAGGUUUUGUCCAGCUUCAAUACCAUUCAAAGGAUUCUCAAUUUCGAUGAUUCAGAACCAGAACCGCAAAACGUUAUUUAUGAACGAUAUGGAACUUUACUGAUGGAAAUUCUUGUCCUCAGAAAAAGUGGGAUCUAUUUCAUUCCGACGUCCAGGAGACAGGAGUGGUUAAGAGAUAUUAGAGACUUAAGCGCCCCAAGUCAAUCAUAUUCCAUAAAAACUAAAACGGUACAAAGAAUGUUAAGUACGUAUGGCAAUUAUUUCAAGUAG